AUGGGGCGAGGAGAAAGGGGCCUGCGCCAAUCCGAAAGAGAUGCCUACGAGGCCAUCAUGGAAUUUCUACAGCAGGAACAGAUGUGCGAGUUCUCCAAGCUGAGCUUCCUGCGGGCGGUGGAGACGCUGAGUGGCGUCGUGCGUGCGCAGGCAGACGGCAACAUGAAUGAUUACUGCUCCAAGAACGCGCUGGCCAAGAAAAUCAAGAUGCUGAUCCUAGAGGAGUCCUUCGAGAUCCUAGACAGCAGUGUGCGCCAGCAGGCCAUGCUCUGCAUCGUGGCCCUGAGCCAGGUGAACCCCCCAUUCCACUUAUCCCAGAAGCUGGACCUGGUCAAUGUGGCCGUGGCCAGCGUCUUCUCUCUGCCACUCAUCGUGCCCAGCCUGGACCGCAAGGAGAGCGCCAGUCUCUACCUGCAGACGGUGCAGGCCCUGGAUGACAUGCUCCACGUGCUGGUGAUGGACAAGUUGGACCCAGACAUGCUCAUCCUGCAGCACUUCCUGGAGAUCCUCUUGCCCUGGGUGACCAUGUCUGACAAAGUACAUGAGCAGACCCGGGCACUGGGCACCAUCACCCGCCUGCUCAGGUUCAUCUGUAAUUUCCCCAAACUGUCGCACAUGCAGGAGUUCUCGGUGACCGGGACCCUGAUGGGCCUCUGGGGUCUCUUCUGCUUGCAUUCCAACCCUGAGAUCAGCCAGGGGGCGUCGGAGGCUUUGCAUUACCUCUUCAAGAUCCUUGUGCUUCAGAGAAGUGUGAAGCAAAAGACGGAGAGCAUCCUGAAGGACUUGCAGAAACACUUCCGUGGGGAGUGGCUGGCCAGCAUGCAGACCCUCACGUGGUUCUUCAGGAAGUACCUGACCCCUGACGAGCGAGCAGAUGUGUUCAUUGUGGCCUUGGAGGCCCUGGUGAGCUCCCGCAGUGCUGACAUCUGCGCUGCGUCCCGGAUGUUGAAGAUGAUCCUCAAGGACUCACUUCCGGAGAUUGGGAAGGUGCCAGAAAUCAUCCAGUACAUUUACUACCACAUGAACAGCAUCACAGAGGCCACAGCCCAGAAGAUUGUCAAGAAGAUCCUCCACCUGCUGGCCCAGUCCUACACUGACGACGUUAUCCUGACUCUGUUCAAAAUCGAGGACCAGUCUCAGAAAGGGGUCCGCAAACCCUGGGAAAUCCUGGCAUCCUUCCCAAAAGGCUAUGAGGUCAUCAUGGAGCACCUGUUGCAGAGGCUGAUUCCAAACAAGUACCAGGACCUGGAACCCAGCUCACACACUGUCAUCUCCCCGCUGAUUGCCACCAGGGCCAUCCAUGAGCUCCUGCUGGAGCCCAGCCGGCGCAUGGAGGUGCAGAGUUUCUUCUCGCCGCUGUUUGUGGCCCUGCUGUGCCAGGUCUCCUUCCUCGUGGUGGAGGGCUGUGCCGAAGCCAUGCAGGACCAGCAGCAUGUGACCAACUGGGUGGAUCCCGUGAGCUCCACCGUGGAAGCCCUGAAGACUUUGAUGCGAUGCUCAGGGUACGCAGACCAUGUAACUUACAUCCGGAAACUGGGGGGCUGGGAGCUGCUCGUCAACCCCGAAAGGCACUAUGAUGGGGUCACUUUGCUGGCCAGGUCCUUGGUGGUCAUGAACUGUUGGCACAACUGCCCUGUCUUCAGUCACAUCGUCAGGCUCCUCCAGGACCUGGAGUGUGUCAGCCACCUCACUGCCCUGGUGUUCCUGGUGGAGCUGCUGCAGUGUCCAGAGGUGGCGGCCAUCGUGGAUGACAUCACCACUCACAUCCUGGCCAGUUGGUUCAAGUAUGAGCAGCCCAGCACACUGAAGGUGUUGCUGCACAUGGCUGAGGUCUUCGGGAGACACCCAACCACGGAGCGACGGUUCCGCAUCCUGCAGCCCCACGUGCUCAACUGCUGCUACAGCACCAAUGGGGACAUUGUCACAGAGACCCUGCAGGUGCUCAAUCGCCUCCUGCAGCAUCUCACCUGGGAGGUCUCCUCCUCCUUCCUCAUCCAGCUCUCCUUCACGCUGGUGCCCUUCUUUGAGGAGGAGUCAGAGCACCUGCGCCUGAUGGCAUUCGAGGUCUACAGCAGCCUCCUGGCCAAGGUCAAGAGGAGUGCACUCGUUUUCCCCUUGAGGCACCAGGUGGUCAACCUGCUUGUCCUCUUGGUGCUGCACCUGAAGGACGAGAGCCUCAACGUGGCCCAGGUCAGCCGGCUUGCCCUGAGCCACACGGUCAUGCUGUUGCACUGGUCGAGGCUCAGACUGGUGGUGGCCGAGGAAGAUGAGUUCACCAUCCUCAGAGCCCUGCUACAGCAUCAGGCCAGCAAGGCCCUGUGGUUCCUGAAGCAGAGCGUGGCACUGUUCCGGAGCCCGCAGGCCGCCAUCCGCCAGGCAGCCAUUUGGUUUGCAGGCCAGAUUAUGCAAACCUUAGACAUGGAUGAGGAGGAGGAACUGGAGGACGCAUAUGCAGCCCUGAGGUCCAUGCGGAGAGACCCCGACCCCAUGGUCAGCUGCCUCACCACACAGACACUCUACAUCCUGGAAGCCAACCGGAAGCUGUCACAGGCCAAGACUUCCACAUCCUGCUUCUGCAGAGGGCGACCCCGCAGGGGCCGGCUGUGA
Molecule: messenger RNA, 2607 nt
Organism: Ochotona curzoniae (black-lipped pika)
Lineage: Eukaryota; Metazoa; Chordata; Mammalia; Lagomorpha; Ochotonidae
Product: maestro heat-like repeat-containing protein family member 7
Exons: 22
Coding region: 1-2607 (868 amino acids)
Cellular component (GO): cytoplasm
Source: RefSeq, a predicted model, not a curated record